UACUUCUACUGGAGUUAUUUAUAUAAUACUAAUAAAAUGGGGACGCCAAUCCAAUUCAUUGUGGUAUUAUUGUGUUCUGUUUAUACAAUGUCCGAUGGGUGUGACGAAUUGUUCGAGGGUUUCGGGGUACAUUUAGGAGCAAUGGGUCAUUUUUCACAAUCGUUACCUUCAAUGGUCCAACAAGUAUUUGAUAAGACAUAUAAUGACCUUGAAAUUCGUUAUUACAGAACCUCCUACGAGUCAAAAUUUUCUCCCUCAAGAGACGUUUAUGAAAUAAAGUGUGAAUCUCCUCCGAAUACAAUUUGUUCCUACAUUGACAUUCAUCACGAAAUUGCCAAAUAUCCAGAUAUCCACGUGAUGGCAUCCAUUUGGAGCCCUCCUCUCUACAUGAAAAAUAAUGAGCUGUCCACUCUUCUCGUUUCAGAGGAACUUAACUAUUACUACUACAUUAAAAACAUUACAAAUUUAAUAAAGGACCAAUUUAAUAUAACUAUUGAACGCGUAUCACCAGUAAAUGAACCUGAAAAUGUAUUUGCUACCUGGGAACACACGUCCAUGACGCCACAACAGUUGUGUCGAAUGGUUCACGACUUUAAUGAUCCUCAUAUUUCUGUUUGUCCAGAAAAUUCCUACUUCUGGAUCAGUGAAGCGUAUUCUAAUACGACGGAAAAUGCAACAGUAACGUGUUUGGAAUCUUGCGAAAUUUUUGGAACUCACGCCUACGCACUUCAUCUCGGAGAUGAUGAUGACAAUCUACUUGCUUAUUAUGACCAGGUCAAGUACGCCAGAAAAGUCCCAAAUGUUCCGAUUUGGCAAACUGAAGUGAGCAGCACCUGGGGACGCUCCUCUGAGAGACAAAUGGAAGAAGCACUUGACAUGUCCGUCAACAUAGCAAAUUUUGUUGGACACACUUGCAUUCAGCGAUACUACUUGUGGUUGGCUUACACCCUCUACUCCUCUGGAGAGUCGUUAAUGUGGGGACAUGACGAUGGCAGUCUCACUCUUCCUAAAAAGUACUUUGCCUAUAAGCACUUUACCCACGCCGCUGCUGGGGGCACGAAACGAGUCACGAAAUGUGCUCCGGAUAACAUACCCCAAGUUCAAUGUCUUAAGUUUGGAGAGAACAAUGCCGUGUUUGUCAACACCCUUGACUUUGUUGUUCACUGGGACAAUAUAAUCUCAUGCACGCCCGGUUCGUUCUGCUGCACUUCAGAAGCUAGCGACUGGACCUGCUCAAAUACAAACAGCACAGAAUUAAAUCCACUGUCAAUUUGCUCAUGCAUUGUGCAAAAUAAUUAAUGUAAAAUAUAUUUAUAUUUUAUUAUUGCCUUGCAAAGAACCAAAAUAACAUGAAUUUAUAAAUACAA
Folsomia candida is the source of this 1367-nucleotide messenger RNA. RefSeq lists its product as uncharacterized. The transcript is spliced from 3 exons. The record is from RefSeq and is a predicted model, not a curated record. Bases 37 to 1299 code for a protein of 420 amino acids. NCBI's taxonomy places the organism in Eukaryota, Metazoa, Arthropoda, Collembola, Entomobryomorpha, Isotomidae.